Molecule: messenger RNA, 5224 nt
Organism: Microplitis demolitor
Lineage: Eukaryota; Metazoa; Arthropoda; Insecta; Hymenoptera; Braconidae
Product: GIGYF family protein Gyf
Exons: 10
Coding region: 93-4463 (1456 amino acids)
Molecular function (GO): protein binding
Source: RefSeq, a predicted model, not a curated record
GCGUUUCAUCUUUUAAAAAAAAAAUCAUCGGCCAUAUUGGUGUGUUGUAUUGUUCGCUCAGUAAUUUCUCAAGUUAAAUAAGCUAGUGCAGAAUGACGGACUCGAUGAAAUUUGGUCCAGAGUGGUUGCGCAAUCUGGCUGGAGACAGUUGUAAUUCAGGAGCCAGUGGUGGAGGGACGGCAAACUUGAUUACACCCCGGUAUCAGUUAGCGGAGCAUAGAUACGGUCGGGAAGAGAUGUUGGCUCUUUUCGAUCGUAAUUGCAAGCCGCCGGAGAGUAUAGUUGGUUUGCAAAUGCUUUAUGUUGAAAAAACUCAGCUGCCACUUGCGUUCAUACCUGAAACAGAAGAUGAAACGCGUUUACGAAACAGCGGAUUGAGCAGCACCGGUGGACGUGGACGUGGCGGAAGUGUUGAUCGUGGAGGGCGUAUAAGAACCGGACGAGGAGGAAUGUAUUCUUCUCAUUUUUCACGUGGUUUUGACGAUUCCGGUGACGGCGGGAGUAGGAUCGACGCACAGUCUUAUCCAGGACGAAAUCGAAAUUUCGACAGGUCACAAAGUGAACGCGGUUGGUCAGAGCGCAAUGGUAAUAUUGAAUCUAACGACUGGAAUGGCUCGACCAGUCCGCGGAAGGAACUCAGUCGCGGUACUAGUGGGAGUUCUCUGAUGGAAAGCAAUUGGAGACGACAUCGAGGUACCGGAGAUGAGGAAGAAGGUUGGAGAUCUAAUAACAAUCGCAGUGAAAAGUGGAUAAGGGGCAGUUGGCGCGAUGGGGGUGGCUCGGACAGAGAUAGGCUGGAUAGAGCCGAUGCAGAAGGGGAUGAUAAUCGUAUUAGUGGACGCUGGGAAACACGAGCGAGUCAUAGAUCCUCUCAUGAUUCGUCUCAUCAUCAUCAUCCUCCUCCCCCUCGUACUUCUCGAACUUGGGAGUCUAAUCAUCACGACAACCAUGACAAUUUACCGGAAUGGGCGACAGAGAAUCCGGCGGAGAGUGGGGGAAGUUUUGAUGCCUCGGGUGCCUUUCACGGCGGUAUGUUCUCUGACGACGAUGAUGAGGGUAUUGGUGGUAGUCACUCAAAUCGUACUCGACGUAUAUCCGAAGGCACCAACAGUACAAAUAUUAAAUCCGGAAAACCGACGUCUUAUAGCAAUAAUAUGAAUCAGAAUGCUCAUCGGCCAAAAAUUAAUGAUUCUAUCAACCACACGGUAGCUAGAGAAAGACCUAAAUCUUUGCAUCCCUUUGAGAACAAAGAAAAUUCAUCAGAACAAGGGCGUGCUGAUAUAUCGUCAAAACAAUCUGUUACUUCGACUAGUAGUAAUCCGCUGACGAAGUCUAAUACCACGUCGUCGAUUAAUACAACGGCAAAAAAGGUAUCGAACGUUGUGAUCAAUUCAACAAAGAUAACUCCCGAAUCGGAGAGAAUCCAGCUUCCUCAACGCUCAAAGUCUUUCGUAGAGCUACCGAGUAAAAAUAACAAUACCAAUAGUAAUAUCAGUGGCAGUAGUAUUCCUAUAAAUUCUCAGCAAACUAAUCCAGUUUCUCGUGGUUCGAUUCAAAAAACUGACCUGCUGCAAACGAAUCUCCAAAACACUUUGAAGAAGGCUGCCGCUGCUGCUGCUACUCCAGCAACAACAUCAGCAGCUACUAACGAUGCUCCUCACCGACCUACUCUACCCCAGAAACUCGAUGACGACUUAGAUGGGAAAAACGACGCUGACAUGCAGAGUUUCGUGGCGAAGCUCAUGGCCGACGAGGAGAGCCAUCGCGAGGAAUCGAGUCAUGUGCUUCCAUCGGUGGUAAAUCAUGUACCGCCGUUAGCUAGUGCUGCAUCACAAGAAAAAUGGUUCUACCGAGAUCCCCAGGGUGAGGUCCAGGGACCAUUUAUUGCUAGUGAAAUGGCUGAAUGGUGUAAAGCUGGUUACUUUACCCCAAAUUUACUUGUCAGAAGAACAUGCGACGAUAGAUACGCGACUCUUGGAGAUCUCAUGAAACUUUAUGGUAGAGUGCCAUUUACACCGGGUCCGCCUAUCCCACCGUUAAAAAUUACGGAACCGGUGUUACCGACUAUACCGCCUCCAGUACCCACAGGAUUACCUGGCAGUGCCUUACCCAAACCAGGAAUAGAGGAUCCACUAUUAUUACUUCAGUAUCAACAACUACAAAUGAUCCAAAAUCACCAAUUGCUGUUACGUCAGAUGAAAAAUUCAGCGAUUGCAAAACUAUCGCAGUCAGAAAAUUGGUCUGGAUUGACUCCCAUUGAGCAAAAUCAACUCGUUAUGCAGUGCGUUAUGCAAAAUGCUGAGGUCAGAGAUAUAUCAUUAGCGGGUAAUCCCUUUGUGAGUCCACUUGCUGCCGCCCCACCACCCGCAACAAAUCCUGUUAUGCAGCUUUUUAAUCAAAUGCAACAGGCAAAGGUCCAGAGUGAAAACCAUUUACCGCCUAAUCCUCAUCCAGUACCACCGGUGCUAAAUCCAACACCAACUUUGGAUCCUAUUCAACAGCUUAUACAGCAGAUGGGCGGUAUUCAAAAUCUACCAGGACCACCACAAGCUAGUAUUAAUCCGUCGCCUAUACAACAUCAGCAGUCGGCUUCCGAGGAAGAUCCUAUUAAAUCACUAUUGCGUCAACUUCAUAUCAAUGCCAAUGGGCAUUCACAAUCCCAUCAGAUGGACUCUAUCUGGCCACAGCCACCGCCACAAAUCAACCCACAGUUCAAUGCCCAAAGCUGGCUGGCACAGGUUGGUCCAUUACCUGCAAUGCCUCCAGGCCAAAUGCCUAAUUCAUUGUGGGACUUACAUGCUAAGGAAAUAAAGACUGAACAACAGAUACUAGAAGAGCAAAAUAUUAGGGUACAAGAAAGAAAGGAGGAACUUCGUAAGCAGGAAGAGCUGAAGAGACAAGCGGAAGAUGCGAGUGCCAAGAGAAAACUCGAAGAAGAGCAAAAUAAAAAAUUGGAAGAAGCUCGGCGUAAAGAAGAAGAACGUAAACGAAAGGAAGAAGAAAAGAGACUGAAGAUGGAGGAAAAACGUAAGCAGGAAGAAGAACAGAAAAAGAAAGAGGAUAAAAAACGAAAAGAAGAAGAGAGAAAACGGGAAGAAAAGCGUAAGCAAGAUGAGGAAAAUAAUAAAAAGAAGCAAGAAGAGGAAAAGAAGAAACGAGAGGAAGCUAAAAAACAGGAAGAAAAAUUAAGAAAGGAGGAGGAAAAACGGAAGAAAGUUGAGGAAGAGCAGAGACGUCUUGAGGAAGAGAGACUCAAGAGGGAAGAAGAAGUUCGUAAAAAAACUGAAGCAGAGGAACAGGCACGACGUGCUGAGCAAAGACGUCGGGAAGCUGAAGCUUUGAAGAAAUUGCAGGAAAAGAGUAAAGCUCCGUGGGCACAAGCGCCGCAUGCACCUCCACCAGCAUCACAUGCUUCACUGGCUGAAAUCCAGCGACUGGAACGUGAGAAAAAAGCCGAAGAGCUGCGUCUCCAACAGCUCUUGCAGCAGCAGCUCGCUCAGCAGAAAGCCCUUGAAGCCGCCAAGGAAGCAGCAGUCGCCGCUGAAUCAUCCAAGCGGCUACCUUUCAAGUGGGCUGAGAAAGCCGUUCCAACCACAAACCACCCGCAGGUCAAAAGCUUGGCACAGAUCCAGCAGGAAGAGCAGGAACGUAUUGCCAAAGUGAAACUUCAGGAAAAGGAACGCAGCGAGAAAGCAAAUCAAAAAGAAGCCGCCGUUGUCAUGCAGAACGCUGGUAUCUGGGGUAGUGCAUCUCAGUCUCUCAACUGGACAAGUAACGUCAAUUCAGCGAGCGAUUCUUCGAAGUUUGGCAGCAAAGCUUGGACCGGAAGUGGCUUCUGGGACGAACCGGUAACUGUUAAACCCGCUGCACCUGUCAAACAACCCGCUAAAAAUUCAGCUGUCAAAGUAACAAAUCAGCAGCAUCAACAACAGCAACAGCAGCAGCAGAUGCAGCAACAAGCCCAGCAAAAUAACAAACCAACUAAAAAUAAAGCCAAGAAAGAAGAAGAGACUGUGAAGAAACUUUUUGAGAAUAACACUGCCAAGGCGGAUGACUUUACUCAGUGGUGUAAUCGUACACUAUCUGGGCUUCAAGUAUCCGUAGAUGUUCCUACAUUUGUUGGAUUUUUACGAGACAUCGAAUCAGCUUAUGAAGUUAAAGAGUAUAUUAAGAUGUAUUUGGGAGAUAACAAACAAUGUACAGAAUUCGCUAAACAAUUUUUGGAAAAACGCAGCAAGUGGCGGUCAUCACAACGACCACAAACAGAAGCUGAUGAUCUGUGUAAGCCAGCACCUGCUAUAACUCCAAAUGCUCCAACUGAAUUUCAAGAAGUCAAGGGAAAAUCAAAAAAGCCAAAAAAAGGGAAAAUGUUUAAAGUCGACAACAGAAUCCUUGGAUUCAGUGUAACUGCGGCUACUGAUCGUAUUAAUGUUGGAGAUCGUGAUUACGGAGAGGGUGUUUGAAUGUUUUUACUUUGCUCUUAAAUGAAAUAAAUGAAUUAAACAAAAACUAAUGACAAGACAAGACAAGAAAUAAGUAAUUAAAAAAAUAUUAUUUGUAAGGAGAGAAAGAUAUGGAGUUCACUCAGUUAACAAAUAUAAAUAUUUAUAAAUUUAUUUGUUAUUUAUAUAUUUUUCAUCAUAAAUAAUCAGCAAGUGAAUUCCGGAAAUACUUUAUUACAAUUGUUGUGGAUCUUAAAUAAGACAUCUUGCGUUUAGCAAUAAUAUUUAUAUUUAAAUAUAUAAAUAUAAUUCUUACGUACGUGGACAAUUGUUAUGUGUUUUGAAAAAUUAGCAAGUACGAUAAGUUUAAUGAAAUUUAUGUAAAUAUAAUUUAAGAGUAAGGAUCUUAAACAAUAAUAAUAAUAUUAAUUAUAUGUAUUUCUCAUUGUUAAUGCAAAAAAAAGUUUCACAAUUUAAAGUUAUAGGGUAAACGCACCAAUAGAUGGACGGUUAAGCAGACUCAUGUUUUCCAAUCAAAAUAAAAUAAUAAAAUAUAAAUAAGUUAUAAUUAAAUGAAUUAUACUAAUGCAAAAAUGUUUAAUUCACUAGAAAAAAAUAAUUAAAACUUUGUACAACGUAGUGAUUGAUUACAAAAAAAGAAAAUUUAAGAAAAAGCCCAAAUCUCCAGUAGAUGGACGGCAAAUUUUCUUAAAUUUUUUUUAUUUUAUUAGUUAAUUAUUAAAUUAAUUAAAUUGUUAAUGAAAUACGAACAUAAUCAUAUG